This is a messenger RNA of Babesia bovis T2Bo, 3617 nucleotides long. Its product is annotated as DNA repair endonuclease family protein. The transcript has 3 exons. Bases 71 to 3577 code for a protein of 1168 amino acids. Gene Ontology annotation, biological process: nucleotide-excision repair involved in interstrand cross-link repair; resolution of meiotic recombination intermediates; double-strand break repair via homologous recombination. Gene Ontology annotation, cellular component: nucleotide-excision repair factor 1 complex. The record is from RefSeq and is a predicted model, not a curated record. NCBI's taxonomy places the organism in Eukaryota, Apicomplexa, Aconoidasida, Piroplasmida, Babesiidae. Gene Ontology annotation, molecular function: single-stranded DNA binding; damaged DNA binding; single-stranded DNA endonuclease activity.
GCUGGUGCCUUCGAAAUGAACCUUCCACGUGCGACGGCAACAAUCGGUCAACCGGAUCCUUAAAGAAGGAAUGCAUCCAUUACCCUACGAAAAGGCCAUCCUAAGAAGGACGGUGCCAACAUGGCAGGAAAUUAUAUGCGAUAACAUAGUUAAGGGGACAUUGUCCAAAUCAGACAUCGGCCUUGGGAAGUUCAGAAAACACUCAGCCUCCGCUGGAAAGUCACGCAUAGGGCUGCAAAAUGUGUUGUUGAUCGUGUCGCCCGGCUGCGAUUGCAGCCGCUUACUAUUCUAUCUACUGUUGUACACUAUCAACCCCUUGCACGUAUAUGAUAGUGAAACUUACAGGAACAGCAUAGAUAUACCGGGAGACACACCAACAGAAAAACCUAACCUUUGUCUACAGAAUGUUAGCAUGUCUUUGCGAUCGACCAAGUUAUAUCACAGAAUAUUCAACCUGGCAUCUACCGACAGUGAGGAUGCCAAGAACCAUGGAAUCAUACCACAAAUAUUCCACAACAUGAAAUUAAGAAGUGUAGUUGAUGUAGGAUGCAGGUUAAUAUUUAUCAUAGGACUAUUUGCAGAUGAGGCGGUAACCACCGCCAGCCAUUUCGGACAAAUUAUCAACCAGCUGUGCUAUAGCACAGCGGAUGUACCAAAUAACAGGAGUGUAAAGUUGCCAAUGCCAGUUUUUAUAGAAGGAUCUGUAUUAGCACACGAUAGGGAGAAGAUGUAUAUUGAAGGUGGUAUAUACAGUGUACCAUCCCGUAUCCUGCUUGUUGAUUUAUUAACAGGGAAACUCACCCCUGAGAUUGUCAGUGGGAUUGUCAUUGUACACGCACAUCGCAUGGCACAUGAUUAUAAUAUACCAUUCCUCAUCAAGUUGUUACGUAGCCGCAAUAAACUGGCAUUCAUCAAGGCAAUAACAGAUAAUGUCAUUUCAAUGCGCGAGGAAGGGAGAGUGAAUUUCGUACUUAAAUCGAUGUUCACCUCCGACUGCUUCAUAUACCCGCGGUGCAGUAGCUGCAUAGACUCGGUACUGAAUGACCCCGAAGUGCAGCCAGAAACAUACGAGAUAAACUUGCAACUAAGCGACAAUGCCAAACAGAUACAUAACACAAUAGUCCAGUUGCUGCAGAGAUUAAUGACCGAUCUUCAAAGGCAACUUGGUGAUGAGCUGCAGCACCUGGAUAUGAAUGCUAUAAUGUAUACAAGUAAUGUUGACCGACUAUUUUCAAAUGCAUUGCAAAAGGCAUACGUAUCAGCAAAUAGUUACCAUAUCAGACGUUCAAUGGCAAGCAUAAGUAACCUCAAGAUGCUGCUAAACCAACUGUAUAACAUGGAUGCAAUCAGCUUCCUCGCUUUUGGGGAAUCCAUGAAGGAAGCUGAAAGUGACUCACACUGGCUAUGGACAUCCUAUGGGAAUAUCAUUUAUAAACUGGCCACUGCCAGGGUGUAUGAACCUGACCCUCAAUACGAAUCAGGAGUGUCAUUAAAUAUAGAGCAAGACAAGAAAGGUGAAUGCCUUAGGCAAAUUUUGUGCCCCAAGUAUAUUGGAAAUGCAGAACUGGUGGAACUCAUCAGGUCUGCAAUGAAGUGGAUACCGUCGAAACGUUUGUCUAGAUUACCCUCAAGAUAUAGCAUCACAACUAAGGCCAACUUGAGCAUGGAUCAAAAGCGUAGAAGAUUGAAUCAUAGAGAGGGGAAGCACGCAAGACGCAUAUACCGGUAUUUCAAAGCAGGUAACACCCUCGCCAGAAGAGCGAUAAUAGUAGUGGAUAACAACUUCUUGUGUACUAACCUAAGAAAAAGCUUGACAAUGUCACUGAGUAGAUAUAACGAAGCCAAGUUCAUGGCAUAUGCAAACAAAAGAGCAGAUAGGUACGAUAGCAAAGAAAGUGAAGAACAAAAAUAUGAUGGAUACACAGAAACACAUUUCCAUCGUGUUAUGAUCAAUACACGCAAGGAAGCAGAUAAAGUGUUGCGCAAAUUUGUCAUAUGGUCAAGAUAUAAUGAAAUAUACGGAAAAAAAGGUGAUAAAGUUGAUAUAGAUGAAAGCGGUCAACCCAACCAGGAGCCAGAAACACGUGAUUUCGCAUCGAUAUGUCCAGAAAGUGAAGAAGAUGACUCACCUCAUGGAAUGGAUUUCAUGGAACAUGGACUAGCAGACCCUGUAACAAUGGAUGCAUCCAGUGACAGUGAAGGGUCAGACGCAGAUAAAUCGGUUGAAAAAAAACCUACACAGGAAAAAGUAGCCCCUAAAAGGUUUGACGCAUAUACACUAACAUUGGACGUGGGAAAGGACAUUAAAUGCAUUACUAAUGUGGUGAACGUGUCUUUCAACCCACCAAGAAAUGAAGCUCUCAAGGGACUGAUGGAAAGAAAACUGCUAAAAGAUGCAGAAAAUGAUACGGUGCCAAUAGUGUGCUCACCUCAUGAAUUUGGAUAUGCACUCCGCAAGUUCAAACCAACUGUUAUAGCGGUGUAUCGCCCGAACGUAAAGGUAUUCAGGGUAAUAGAGCAGUAUUGCGCAUUACAUUCAGCCUCCGGGGGAAAAAGGUUCCUAAAAGUGUAUAUCAUGUCAUACGUAGAUUGCCUGGAGUCACAUAAGUUUGCCCGAGACUUGAAACAUGAAUUGGAAUGCUGGAGAACACUACAGCAGCAACUUAAAUCACUACAAAUAACAUAUGACGAAACUGUGCUAUUGACAAAUAGAUCAAACAUGGGGAAUCAGCAGUCCCUAACGAAUACAGCUGCUCUGGAGGCACCAGGGACACUUGCAAUAGCAAGUGAUGCCAACGUGAAGUUGCCAAAUGUUAAUAUACAAAAUGUGAGGUUAACUCCACAGGUCAUCAUAGACAUGCGGGAGUUUAAAAGUAAAUUGCCGUUCCAUCUGUACUACAAUGGAUUGCAACUAGUCCCGAUUGUACUGGAGAUGGGAGACUACCUACUCACCAGAGAUAUAUGCGUCGAACGUAAGAGCCUGAAAGAUUUGAUCACAUCAUUGACCUCAGGAAGACUGGCACAGCAGGCCGAAGAACUGUGCAGUGUAUAUGACUUGCCACUGCUGUUAGUGGAAUUCGAUGACGCAGAGUCGUUCCACCUAUCGCCCUGUAAUGACGCCCAUUCCCUAGGAAUCAACUAUGUAUACUCAAAAUUGUGCAUAUUGUGCUGUAAUUACCCGAAAUUAAAGGUAAUAUGGAGCCAAAGCCCGGAAAAAUCAGCACAUAUUUUCAUGACACUUAAAAAAGGACGUAGCGAACCUGAUAUUUCCAUUAACACCGCAGUCAUUGCAGCAGCCAGAGGCGAUUGUAGCCCCGAAAACGGCGGUAGCCAAGUUAUAAUACGAAGAAAACCUGAAGACGUUAAAAAUCGUGACGCACUAAAAGUACUUCGCAAAAUACCAGGUGUCACAAGUUAUAACAUCGGGGAAAUAUUGUCAAGGGUAGGAUCCUUGCGACAGCUAAGUGAGAUGGAAGAAUCGGAUUUGGCACAAUUCCUACCAGCAUGUAAUGCAAGGGCUAUAUAUAACUUCUUCAACCAGCCCUUUAGGGGCUACCGCACAUACUCUAUAACAUAAUGCUAUUGUCACAUUAAAAUAUGUGUACUAACUACAUUAG